Molecule: messenger RNA, 2430 nt
Organism: Engraulis encrasicolus (European anchovy)
Lineage: Eukaryota; Metazoa; Chordata; Actinopteri; Clupeiformes; Engraulidae
Gene: hacl1
Product: 2-hydroxyacyl-CoA lyase 1
Exons: 19
Coding region: 163-1881 (572 amino acids)
Biological process (GO): fatty acid alpha-oxidation
Cellular component (GO): peroxisome
Molecular function (GO): thiamine pyrophosphate binding; catalytic activity; magnesium ion binding
Source: RefSeq, a predicted model, not a curated record
CAACAACGACGUGCAUGAAUAAGGGUGACGAGCUAUCGCUAUUUUGCAAUUGUAACGAAGUUCACUUGAAACAAUCACAGCCAUCUAGAACUAUGCACUGCGGUUCUGGAAACAAGUUUGUCGCGUAGAGUGUAGCUGGUUGUUCUGAGUCCUGUCCGCAACAUGGAGGAAGUGACAGGAGCCCAAAUAAUCGCCGAGGCGCUGAAAACUCAGAAUGUGGAGUACAUGUUUGGCGUGGUGGGCGUGCCGGUGAUUGAGGUUGCCAUGGCAGCGCAGGCGUCCGGGAUCAAGUACAUCGGCAUGCGCAACGAGCAGUCGGCUUGCUACGCAGCUUCUGCUAUUGGAUACCUCACUGGCCGGCCUGCUGUGUGUCUGGUGGUCUCAGGUCCGGGUCUCAUUCAUGCUCUUGGAGGGAUGGCCAACGCCAACAGCAACUGCUGGCCGGUUGUGGUCAUCGGCGGCUCCUCGGAUCGUGAUCAGGAGACUACUGGAGCCUUUCAGGAGUUUCCACAGGUGGAAGCUUGUCGUCUGUACAGUAAGUUCACUGCAAGACCGAGCAGCCUCUCAGCCAUACCAGCUGUCAUAGAGAAGGCGGUGCGGUGCAGCAUAUUUGGGCGUCCGGGAGCCUCCUAUGUGGACAUCCCAGGAGACAUGGUGAACGCCAAGCUGGACCCGGCACAAGUCAGGUGUGUGUCGUGCUGCCCGUCUCCUCCUGUGAGUUUGGCUCCCCCUGGUGACAUAACGUCGGCGGUGACGCUGAUAAAGAACGCACACAGACCCCUACUGAUCAUCGGGAAAGGGGCUGCGUAUGCGCGUGCGGAGUGUGUGCUCGGUGAGCUGGUGGAGAGAUGUGGCCUCCCGUUCCUGCCCACGCCCAUGGGGAAAGGAGUCGUACCCGACACACACACACACUGUGUAGCGGCCGCACGAUCCAGGGCUCUUCAGGGUGCUGAUGUCAUCGUGUUGUUUGGCGCGCGUCUUAACUGGAUGUUGCACUUUGGCUCCGCCCCUCGAUUCAACACACACGUGAAAAUCAUACAGGUUGACUUGUGUCCAGAGGAGAUGGGGAAUAACGUGAGACCGGCUGCUGCUCUACUGGGAGACAUACGAGCUGUGACCACACAGAUUCUAGAAGAGUUCCGGAAGGCUCCGUGGUCGUUCCCGCAGGAUUCCGAGUGGUGGGUGGAGCUACGGCAGAAAAUGGCCGUCAACGCGGAGGUGUCCAAGGCGCUGGCGUUAGCCCCCUCCCCGAUGCUAAAUUACUAUUCCGCGUUCCACCACAUCUGUGAGCUGCUUCCGCCAGAUUGCGUCAUCGUCAGUGAGGGAGCAAAUACCAUGGACAUCGGACGCACCAUGAUACAGCAGCAGCUACCCCGACACCGGCUGGACGCCGGCACGUUCGGUACGAUGGGUGUGGGGCUGGGCUUCGCUGUGGCGGCCGCCAUGUUGGAACGGGACAAGUGUCCCCAUGGCAACGACCCCAGCAGGGUGGUGUGUGUGGAGGGCGACAGCGCCUUCGGAUUCUCAGGCAUGGAACUGGAGACCAUGUGCAGGUUGAAGUUGCCGGUGUUGAUCAUCAUCAUCAAUAACAACGGAAUCUACAGCGGAGUCGACUCACAGACCUGGAAACUACUGGAGGAGAUGGGAGACCUCACUACCGUUGCGCCGCCAGUGACGUUACUUCCUGAUUGCCGCUACGAUCUGAUGAUGUCAGCGUUUGGUGGGCGGGGCUACCUGGUGCGCACGGCUGAAGAACUGAGACUCUCACUGCAGGAGAGCUUACGUGAUUGGCAGCAGCCUGCACUCAUCAAUGUCCUCAUUGACCCCGCCUCCGACAGGAAACAACAGGAUUUCCCGUGGCUGACACGCUCUAAUCUGUAGAAGAAGCUGCCUUCAGAAUUCAUCACCAGGCGCCUAGACACACACACACACACACACACACACACACACACACACACACACACACACACACACACACACACACACACACACACACACACACAAACCAUCAUCAUAACUUGAGGCCUACACACACACACACACACACAUCACUUCAGUUCAACUCUGCUCCAUGUCCGCUGUUGCUCCUCCACUGUUAACACAGUGUAAGGCAUUUAUUGAACUAAUAAAAAUAAUUGGUUAAUCGCGCUAAAGAGGCUGGUGAGCGUGAAACAUGAUGAAGCCACGUGUCCAGGGGCGUAGGCAGAAAUAAUAAAACAGGUGGGCCCAGAAAAAAUUGGACGGGCCCAACCCGAAAGCGUGUAGGUAGAUAUUAUAAUAUCGUGCUCAAAAAUGAUACUUUGAAAUUGAAAUCAUAUAAAUCACAUGCCAUUAAUUAUAGUUCAAUGAGGCAACAGUUGACUGUCAAGUGUGAAUGGGGUGGGCUUGGAUGUCAAGUGGGCGGGCCCAGGCCCACCCAGGCCCACCCCU